AUGCCAACCCCUCUUGCGUUUAAAGCUCUCACCUACAAUUUCAAGAUUAACGACCGCCUCUGCAAACUUCCGAUUAGUCACAACCCAAAAUCUAACCAAUUUGUCAUUACAAAGCUCACAUCCGCCAGUAAAGCGCAAUAUUCUGCUUGGUUUUUCAACGUGUUUUUUCUCUUUCUUACCUGCACCAUGGGAAGUUCAGGGUACGUUGUGAUUCGUCAAUUUAUAAAACCUAAACAACACAUCACAAUGGUUCAUACGAUCUUGUACACGAUGAUCUCUGGGGCUGGAAGUAUCGUCGCGGGAAUUGUAGUUUAUGUCGUGAAAUAUGGAGAAGAAGCGGUCGACAGGGUCAAUUGGCUUGUCUGGUUUCAUGAAGAGCAGCUGAAAGGCACUGUCGUGACAUCUGCUAAAAUGAAAGUUAAGAAGGCGAAGAAGCCGCCAAUAUGGCGCAACCUGUCCGGUGACUUGGACACUUUUGGGCUCGCCAUGUCCGCCGUGUUCUUUCCGCUUCCCUACAUCCCCUUGAUCGCCGUCCCUUUCGGCAUGAUUGCUAACCUCGACGUGUACAAAUUCGUGUUGGAGGACUUCAUCCCCACAGCCGUGUAUGAAUUGAUUAUCGUCCAAAUUGUGAUCAGAUCCAUUUCGGCCGUCAUUGCGUACAUCUGCUUUGCCGAAAGUGUCCGAAUUUUCCCAAUGAUUGGAUACCUGGCAGUAUUGCCGAUCCAGCUGUUGACUCGAAUUGUGGGGAAAAUGGGUAAAAUCGAUUUGACUUGCCGCCCUAUCUCUCACAUCCUGUCGGUACUCUACUCCUACACGCAAAUUUCCUCCUUGGUCCUCGCCAUGCAGGAAAACGACGCCACAUCCAACUUCCUCCUCCUCCAGACCGGAAUUUGGCUGGGAGCGGGGUCCAUCUACGGCACUAUCCGCCUCCACAACGUCGUCCCGCUCGGAUUCUAUCUCAUCUUCCCCUUCUUCAUUCUCAUCGUGCUAAUAAUCACGGAACAACUCCUCCCCGUUAUCGUGUCAAUUUUAGAAAAUUCAAAAACCUCUCUGGCUCAAUGGGUGACUCAAUUGAGCGGAAAUGGGCGACCCGAAGACAAAUGCUUGCGACGCUACUUUACCGCCAUGCGUCCAAUUCGGUACGUCGCUGGAUUGAAUGGAAACUACUUUUACGACAUAGAUAACUCAAUCAUGACCUCUUUCCUCUGUAGCAUUUUGGAUAAUGCGAUCAAUUUAUUGAUGAGUUUGCCGGUCGUGCACGUGGCAUAAAAUGUUGGAGCAUAUUUCGUAAUAUAUUUCAGAUAUUUAUUUAAAAUAAUUUUUAGUUAAAGCCAAGU
Molecule: messenger RNA, 1337 nt
Organism: Folsomia candida
Lineage: Eukaryota; Metazoa; Arthropoda; Collembola; Entomobryomorpha; Isotomidae
Exons: 3
Coding region: 1-1269 (422 amino acids)
Source: RefSeq, a predicted model, not a curated record